This is a messenger RNA of Penicillium verhagenii, 726 nucleotides long. Its product is annotated as EXPERA domain-containing protein. Gene Ontology annotation, biological process: sterol biosynthetic process. Gene Ontology annotation, molecular function: cholestenol delta-isomerase activity; steroid Delta-isomerase activity; C-8 sterol isomerase activity. NCBI's taxonomy places the organism in Eukaryota, Fungi, Ascomycota, Eurotiomycetes, Eurotiales, Aspergillaceae. Bases 1 to 726 code for a protein of 241 amino acids. The record is from RefSeq and is a predicted model, not a curated record. Gene Ontology annotation, cellular component: endoplasmic reticulum; membrane. The transcript is spliced from 2 exons.
AUGGUGGAGUCUCUCAUUAGAGGUAGUAAUGCCAGUACCCAAGUUUCUCACCCCUAUUACCCUCUAGGUGUCAUAGUCGAUAACUAUGUCACAAAUACUAUUCCUGCCCCGGUACUCGUGUUGAUAUUUGCUGUCGGCACCUUGGCCAUUUUUGGAGGAACCCAUCUUGUCAUUAAGCAUUCAAGACUCAACAUACCUCCAUCAGAGGUUGCUGCCACCAUGUGGUUCGUCCUAUGUGGUUUUAUCCACCUCUUCUUCGAAGGCUAUCUUUCAGUGAACUUCCGAGACGUGGCAGGUCGCAGCGACAUUUUUGGCCAGCUGUGGAAAGAAUACUCUCUCUCCGACUCUAGAUAUCUGCUACAAGAUCCCUUUGUCGUCUGCAUGGAGACUGUCACCGCUUUCAUAUGGGGCCCUAUGUCCUUCGCUUGCGCCUACUGUAUCAUCAAGGAUCACCCGUUACGUCACCCUCUCCAAUCCAUCAUUAGUUUGGGACAGCUCUACGGCGAUAUACUCUACUUUGCCACUACCAGCUUCAACGAGACCAUCGCUCAAAUUAUUUCCUGCCGACCAGAGACAUUCUACUUCUGGUUCUACUAUGUGUUCUUUAACGCAUGGUGGAUCGUUAUCCCGCUAUUGCUGGUCUUGCACAGCUCCAAAGAGACGGCGGCUUCCUUUACCAAAGUGAAAGCGCUAGAAAAGGAGAAUGGUAUUCGGAAAAACCUCUAG